UACRCUGCUUGCAAAGUUUGUACAUGUGAACYUCGMAUUGUUAUUUGUGCAAGRAGAUAAAUUCACCAAGAUGUCGAAAACAUCGCAUCCAAAGUAUUGCGACAUGAUUGUCUCAGCUCUGAAAAGUAUUGGCGGUAAAGGGGCAUCCAGGCAGGCCAUAAACAAGUAUAUUGUCAAGGAAUACGGCUUAACCGAAGACAACCACCACAAUGUCAUGCUGAAAUCAAACCUGAAGCGAGCAUCUUCUGUAGGAGGACCAAUUAUGCACAGCAAAGGCAAAGGAGCUGCUGGCUCGUUUAAACUAAGAGUACAAGAAAAAGCGCCCGCCAAGAAGGCUGCUAAAAAACCAGCCGCAAAGAAAGCACCGAAAAAGAAACCAGCUGCAAAGAAACCAGCAGCGAARAAACCAGCCAAGGCGCCAGAGAACAAAGUCGAGAAACCAAAGGAAGAAAAGAAGGCCGAGGAACCUAAACCCAAACCCGCUAAACCUWCGAAAAGUAGCGCUGUCAAAUCGAAACCAGCCAAGAAAUCGAAAGCUGCAUCGCCAAAGAAACCUAAAGCAGUCAAAGCCGCUAAAMAAUCACCAAAGAAAUCGGCAAAGAAGCUUCCUAAGAAAAAGUGAUGUCCAGAACUUUGUAUAAGCAAGGAAUGUAUAUAUAGUUCUCGUUUUUAUAAGCCCGAGUCUGAGCCCGAGGUGAACAACACUCAUGUUGUAGAGUAAACAGACUCGACUGUCUACUGUGAUAACUACGAUACAGUCGCUCCACCCCCUCCCCCGAGGGGACGUUGUUUGUAUAGUAUCAGAAGCGACAUCUUUCUCGAUUCUAUAUUAGAGCUAAAGGAUAUUGCGCCUUAUUUAUUUACAUUAAUWCUAAGUUGUUUAUAUUAUGUUAUAAUAUGCCGAGUCAACUGCAAAACGAUUUCAUUAUAAGAUAUUUUAAUAUUAUUUGUGUUCAGCUGAAUAAAGAGUGAAUUGUAAACCCGGA
Molecule: messenger RNA, 986 nt
Organism: Exaiptasia diaphana
Lineage: Eukaryota; Metazoa; Cnidaria; Anthozoa; Actiniaria; Aiptasiidae
Product: histone H1.0
Exons: 1
Coding region: 71-622 (183 amino acids)
Biological process (GO): nucleosome assembly
Cellular component (GO): nucleosome
Molecular function (GO): DNA binding; structural constituent of chromatin
Source: RefSeq, a predicted model, not a curated record